This is a messenger RNA of Varanus komodoensis (Komodo dragon), 954 nucleotides long. Its product is annotated as zinc finger protein RFP-like. The record is from RefSeq and is a predicted model, not a curated record. NCBI's taxonomy places the organism in Eukaryota, Metazoa, Chordata, Lepidosauria, Squamata, Varanidae. Gene Ontology annotation, molecular function: zinc ion binding. The annotation marks the transcript as partial. The transcript has 4 exons.
CUGGAUGGAGUCACAUGGGUGGCUUGGGCCUCAGAGCGAGGACGGGCCGGGCUCGCAUUUACGGGAAGGAAACUCCCACUUUCUGACCUGUGGAAAGUGAAACCGCUGUGUGCAGAAGCCAUGGCUGCUGCCCCCGAGAGCACCGUCCUGGCUCUCAGCGAGGAAUCCACUUGCUCCAUCUGCCUGGAUUUUUUCAGGGAUCCCGUGAUCAUUACAGAAUGUGGGCACAAUUUCUGCCGAGCCUGCCUGAGCCAGAGCGGGGGGGAAUCAGAUGCACAGGCCUCCUGCCCCCAGUGCAGGGGGACCUUCCAGAAGAGGAACCUCCGGCCCAAUCGGCAGCUGGCCAGGAUUGUGGAAAUCGCCAGAAAAUCAAGGGAAGAGGCCGUCAAAGGUGCUGAAGGGAAGGUGCAACUCUGUGAGAAGCACUGGGAGCCCCAGAAACUCUUCUGCAAGGACCAUGAAGCCCCCAUCUGCGUGGUGUGUGACAGAGCCAAGGAGCACAAGGAUCACCAGGUGGUUCCCCUGGAGGAGGCGUCCCAGGAGUACCAGGAUCUGCUGCAGCGUCGCCUGGAGAGUCUGAGGGAUGAGAGAGGAAGGAUUUUGGCAUGUAAAGCAGAGGCAGAAAGGGAGAAGCAGGCGCUGCUGGAGCAAACAAAGGCAGAGUGGGAGGAGACGGUGGCUCAGUUCAGGCGCUUGCAUCAGUUCCUGGAAGAGCAAGAGAAGCGUCUCCUGGCCCGGGUGGACCAGCUGCAGGAGGAGAUUGCCAGGAAAGCGGAGGACCACCUGGCCUGCCUUUCCAAGGAACUCUCUUCCCUUGAAGGUAUCAUGCAGGAGGUGGAGGAGAAGAGCCGGCAGCCGGCCACUGAUCUCCUGCAGGUAGGAGGGGGCAGGAGCGCCCACAUCCCCCAAGGAGGAGACUCAGCCAGACGCUGCUCGCCUCUGCGUGUGUGGAGG